CUUGUAUACAUUUCCUUCCCCCCCUACUCCGCUCUCAAACCCUACUACCAUUCUCCCUUCCAACACCAUUCUCCUCCACCUUCCUCGAUCCCCCCUUCCAUCUUCUUCCUCUCGGGACUCUGUUCAGCGCGGCCAUGUCCAAAACCCUAGUUCUCCUCCUCUUCCUCUUCCCCUUCUUCUCCUCCGCCGCAUCUUCUCCGGCGAUCGGCCUCGACUCCUUCCUCUCCGACGGUCUCCGCCGCGACCCCGCCGCCGCCAACGACUCCUUCGCCUCCCUCCCAUCCCACCUGAAGAGGUCCCUCCUCUCCCCCUCCCCCUCCUCGGCCCCCUCCCUCGUCUCCCUCCUCCUCUCCCUCGAGAUCUCCGUCCCCGUCUCCGUCAAGCUCGUCGGCCCCUCCUUCGCCUCCGCCGCCCCCUCCCUCCUCUCCUCCUUCGCCUCCGCCGCGGUCUCCUCCGCGCCCUUCCACUCCGUCGCCGCCCCCCACCGCCUCGCCCUCUCCCACGCCCUCCGCCUCGACGUCUCCCCCUCCUCCGCCGCCUCCCCGCUCUCCUCCCGCCUCUCCGACGCCCUCCGGUCCCACCUCGACGCCGCCGCCUCCCCCUUCCACCGCAGCUCCCUCGUCUCCGUCCCCUACUCCCUUGUCGACUCCAUCGUCCAGCAGGAUUUCCACAAGGAGUACCCCACCUCCGCCCCGGCCUUCUACAUCUACUUGAUAAACCUCGGAUCGCAGUCGAAGCCCUACGCCUACUCCUACGACGGCCGUGACGCCUCCCCUGCGUUCUCCAAGUGCCUGGGCACGCUCUGGGCCGGAAAGGAUCGGUAUCUGUGGAUCGAUCUCGCCGCCGGGCCGGUGGACUACGGUCCGGCGCUCUCCGGCGACGGCGUCCUCCCCCGAGGUGAGUUCCACCCUCUCACCUCCGUCCACGGCCGGCCCAAGUCGGAACGGGCGCUUCUCUCCGAUCUCGCCUCCUUAGUUCUCAGUGCGUACAAAACCCUCCUGGUCCCUUCUUUGAGAAUCCCUGUAUACUACGAGAACACACUCCUGAUCCAGUUUGUUCACAUUCACGGAUCGGACGCCAAGGAUCCCUCUGGUCUCGAUUGGAAUGUUGUGGAGCAGACGCUCAAAGAGAGCGAUCUGGCCUACAAGGGUCAAUCUUUAGCCUUCAAAUCAUAUUCCAUCAAGUAUUCCGAAUGCCCUAUGUGUUCGUUCGCAAUUGCUAGGUCGACAAACUCGUUCACUUCGAGGUUCCUCUUCGAGAACUACACUUUGAUCGUGAGCGAGUAUUUGGAUUCGAAGCGGCUGAGGCAAAUACUAUCGGAUUCAUCAGAAGAGAUGCACCGAUCAGCAGGCAUCGGAGAAGAGGAUUAUGCUAAAAUUUUGCCUGUUUACGUCUUUGAUUUGGACUACGAUAAGCUUCUCUUGCUAGAUAGGUACCACCAAGCUGUCGCUUUUAGGGACAUGGUAGUCGCUGUGAGGACGAGGAGCUCGCAGACUGUGAGCGACUACAGCUGCAACGGGCGGCACGUCAUCACGCAGACACGAAAUUUGGAACGUCCGAUCAUUGGUUCGGUUCUUCAGAGCAUGUGGGGUGUCUCGCCAACCCACUUAUUAUGGAGUCCCGAGCAUAAUAGUACGUUAGUGGAUUACACAUGGAGUGUUGGCCAAACUCCUUUUGGGCCUUUCUCUGAUGCUUUAUCUCUGUCCUUUGUUCAAAGAGAUGCAGCUCGAAGGAACGUUCUUCUAACCACUCUGAAUUUUACGAUUACCAGUGCGCUCGAUGUGUUGGAAUCCAUGGCUGCCCAUGGUGGCGAUAGGAAGCUUCUUAAGAAGAAUAGAUAUGUACAGUUUGUUCAGAGGUGGAAUUUGCUCAAGUUCAAGUUGGAUAAGGUGGUCUCUGCUAUGUCCCAAUUGGAUUUUGACAAGGCAAUGUACUUUCUGAGGUCUUCAGAUCAUGAUCUUUAUGCCAUUCACACUUUGGUGUAUGAGGCGUCUCAAGAGCUAGAGGCUUCAUUAGUCUGUUUUAAAGACCCGCCAUUUCCAUGGGCUUCUGUAUCCUUAUCUGGGGUGUUUGUUUUUGGUUUCUUUUACGUUUAUGCUAAGAGGGACAAGAUAUUUAGAAGUAAGAGGAAGCAGUUCUGAUAGUUAUAAAAAGUUUUUACGAGAGAGAUUUUGUCCAUUUGUGAACAAAUUUACUGCCAUGAGGCUUCUUGAAGAUGAUCCUGGUUUGAUACUGGAUGUCGGCAUCAAAUUGAGCAUAUUAAAUUUGGAUGAUGUCAUUCUUGGGGAAGUCUGUUCUUCCAAUAUAUUUUUUCCGGUGAAAUCACAGUUAGAUGAAGAACUCAUAUAUGCGCACUUAUCUGGAUAAUACUCGAAGGUGAUAGCUUUAUCUGGAUCCUCAACUCGUAACAUUAUCUUGUACCAGAUGUCCUUGUUUUUCUCAUCUUGGUAGUCUACUGGAGAAGUUGCAGGAUGAAGUAGUUAUCACAGAUGAUUAUUUGCAUAAGUGUUGAACACAAAGGCUUCUUAGGGAUUUGCCUUUGAUGGCAAAAGUUGUGAUUCUGCUUUAAUUACUGUUUGAUUUUUAUUCUGAAACAUCUCCGGCACUGAUCUUGUUUUCCUCUUUUAAGAAUUUGCAAUAAUGCAGCUUGUUUGGUGAUUUCUUUUC
Messenger RNA from Ananas comosus (pineapple), 2667 nucleotides. RefSeq lists its product as uncharacterized. Bases 135 to 2141 code for a protein of 668 amino acids. The transcript has a single exon. NCBI's taxonomy places the organism in Eukaryota, Viridiplantae, Streptophyta, Magnoliopsida, Poales, Bromeliaceae. The record is from RefSeq and is a predicted model, not a curated record.